This is a messenger RNA of Cynoglossus semilaevis (tongue sole), 346 nucleotides long. RefSeq names its product cyclin-dependent kinase 18-like. The transcript is spliced from 2 exons. Gene Ontology annotation, molecular function: ATP binding. The coding region runs from base 70 to 336 and encodes 88 amino acids. NCBI's taxonomy places the organism in Eukaryota, Metazoa, Chordata, Actinopteri, Pleuronectiformes, Cynoglossidae. The record is from RefSeq and is a predicted model, not a curated record.
UGUGUGUGAGUAUUGUGCAGCUCACCGAAGGCCAUGGUGUGAUGUCUGUAAACCUGAAAUUAAGACGUGAUGUUCCAGCAUCAGUGCUGUCUGUUCUUCUGUCCUCUCCAGUCAGAAAUCGGGUUUGGGAAGCUGGAGACCUACAUCAAGCUGGACAAACUGGGAGAGGGCACCUACGCAACAGUAUUUAAGGGAAGAAGUAAGUUGACGGACAACCUUGUGGCACUGAAGGAGAUCAGACUGGAGCAUGAGGAAGGAGCACCGUGCACGGCCAUACGAGAAGGUAGGACUGGUCACCAAGAACAACCAAUCAGAUCCUUUUCUGGUGUUGUCUGACUGCUGUCAG